Molecule: messenger RNA, 637 nt
Organism: Spodoptera exigua (beet armyworm)
Lineage: Eukaryota; Metazoa; Arthropoda; Insecta; Lepidoptera; Noctuidae
Source: the annotation of a GenBank genome assembly
CAAAAGCGUUAUUUUCGAAAGUUGUUUGCUAGCUAAGCUUCGCUUUAGUGUUUAUCUCGUUUGUUUAAUAUUACGUUGAUAAAAGAAUAUCAAAAAGGAAUUAUGGCGCCUCGAGGGACUCCAAAACGAUUAGUAAACGUGCAAACCGUUGUAAAAGACAUGCCUGCUAAAGGUCGGGCGUCGCCAGUCGGAGCGAUAAAAAAGACCACUGUUAUGAAAAAGCCCGUGGAUAAAACACCAAUUAUAAUAAAGAACACUACAACGGCUGAAGCCAGGGUGACAAGACAACGGACCAGCACAGUUCCAACCUUAGCCACACCAAAACCAAAGGAGAACAAAGCAGUUCCAAUACCCAGCAGUGUCACCAAGAGCGGUAAGAAACCUUCGUGGAAGAGAAGGCCAAAACCGGCACAUUCCGGGGUCCCCAUUCCUGAGAAGAUGAGGAAACUCAUGGAAAAGCAGUUUUUAGAUUCAGAAUUUGAUUUAUAAGUUUGUGAUUAUGACUUAUUUGUAUGAACGGCACAUCAAGGUAUCCAUGUAAAAAAGAUUUUUAACUCUAUUGCUAAAAGAUAAAGUUCAAAAUCAAGGUUUGCUUUGUAAGUUGGUGGUAUUUUAAUACUUGUUUUUAUGAAUGGAC